AUGCAAAGCCAGCGACAAUCGUAUCGUAGCGAACUUACGCAGCAGCAUUUGGAGAAUUCGACACGCAAAGAGCGCAAACCUGUGUGCAAAUGGACGGAAAAGGAAGAUCUACUAAUGAUCAAGCUCGUUCAAAAGUAUGGUACACGUCAUUGGACAGUUAUUGGCACGAAGCUUCCUGGUCGUAAUGGCAAGCAGUGUCGCGAAAGGUGGCAUAAUCAACUUGACCCCGCAAUUCGAAAAGAGCCGUGGACACCGGAUGAAGAGCGAACUUUAAAAAAAUUACAUGACACAUUUGGCAACAAAUGGGCAGAGAUUGCUAAGCUGCUGCCAGGGAGGACAGACAAUGCUAUUAAAAACCACUGGAACUCUAGUAAACGACGACUGAAGCGCAAUGGUCCGUCAAAUGAUUUGCAACGCAAGUAUCUUGAUACUUCCAAUGCAUCAAAUGAAAAGAAUUCUUUGAGAUUACCACUCGGUGUCGAUGGUGCCUAUAUCUCCAAUUUGCGACUCUUGAAUAAAGGUGAUUGUUCGAAUCUGGAUCCGAAUAAUUUGCAAGCACCAUUUGCUUUUGGUAAAGCUCAAGACUUCUCGCAUGGUACAAUGUGCUGGACCCCAACGGUUUUAAGUCAUGAUCGUGCAAAUGCAAUGUGGGGAAUCUCUACUUUGGUCUCGCCCGAUGUCAUCAAUCCACUUUCCACAGCCACGACGAUCGAGCCAAGGAGAACCAAACUCAUGUCUGACCGAGCUCCUGUGAUAAAUGGCAAACGCCUUUUAAAUAACUUGAAUGAUGAACAGUUGCCGAUUAAGUCGAAUUUGAAGAAAGAAGAUCCAUCACUGGAGAUUCUGGCCAACGCAGCGCUAUUGCAAUCAAUAGGGCAUUCUGUGUAG
This is a messenger RNA of Plasmopara halstedii, 888 nucleotides long. RefSeq names its product myb-like dna-binding. Bases 1 to 888 code for a protein of 295 amino acids. NCBI's taxonomy places the organism in Eukaryota, Oomycota, Peronosporomycetes, Peronosporales, Peronosporaceae. Gene Ontology annotation, cellular component: nucleus. Gene Ontology annotation, biological process: regulation of DNA-templated transcription. The transcript is spliced from 2 exons. The record is from RefSeq and is a predicted model, not a curated record. Gene Ontology annotation, molecular function: DNA-binding transcription factor activity, RNA polymerase II-specific; RNA polymerase II cis-regulatory region sequence-specific DNA binding.